Messenger RNA from Mercurialis annua (annual mercury), 641 nucleotides. RefSeq lists its product as uncharacterized. The transcript has 2 exons. Lineage: Eukaryota; Viridiplantae; Streptophyta; Magnoliopsida; Malpighiales; Euphorbiaceae. The record is from RefSeq and is a predicted model, not a curated record. The coding region runs from base 44 to 397 and encodes 117 amino acids.
AUAAAAGUCUCUACUUGACAUCAAUAAUCUUAAGAGAUAGUGGAUGGCAAAUGCAAAGACUAAUGUUUUGGUCAUGACAAUGUUGGUAAUUCUUGGAACCCUAAUUCUGAAUGAUCGUAAGGUUUCCGCUCAAUGCGAAGGGAAGGUUCCGAUUUCUGAUCUGAUAUCACAAUGUUCAAAAUUUGUUCAGAAAACAGGACCAAAAAUUGCUCCAUCUCAACAAUGUUGUCAAGUUGUGAAAAAUGCUGAAAUUCCAUGCGUGUGCAAACUUGUUACUUCAGCAAUUGAGAAAAUUGUUAGCAUGGAGAAAGUUGUCUAUGUUGCUCGAACCUGUGGCGUCGAGGUCCAACCCGGAUUCAAAUGUGGAAGUUACACAGUUCCACCACCUUUGGCAUAAAUAAUUGAAGAUGGAGAUGAAAAGUAUUGCUACAGAAUUAUAAGCAACAGUUUAGUAAUUGUGUUUAAAAUAAAAAAGAAUAAUAGAGCAUGAUGUAUCUAAUAUUGUUGCUUUAUCUUCUCCAAUAUAUUUGAGCAAAUUAAACAUAGUUUUAUUAUUCAUGUUCACUUGCAUUUAAUAAAUAUAAUACUCGGGCGGAAAACAAGUUCGUUUUAUCAUCCAAUUAUAAAUAAUUUCUCUGUUU